GCCGGCGGCGGCGCAGGCUUCGCUCCUCGCCGGCGUCCGGUCUAUGGAGUCCGCUGGUGCCGGCGGCGGCGCGGAGGCGGGAGGCGGCGUUCGAGGGGGGCCCCUGCCCCGCCAGGAUGUUGCCGGGCUUGGCCGCCGCCGCCGCGACCCACAGGUGCAGCUGGGCCUCGCUGUGCCGGCUCCGGCUGCGCUGCCGGGCGGCGGCCCACGGCGCCGGGGACCGCCGGGAAUGGCAGAAUUUAGUGACAUUUGGAAGCUUUUCAAACAUGGUUUCAUAUAGUCCUCCAUACGUUUGUAUCCUGAGUCAAGUAAAGUUGUAUUCCACAAAUGUUCAGGAAGGACAAGGAUCACAAUCUCUCAGAGUAGAAAAAGUACCAUCAUUUGAUGAAACAGCAGAAAAUAUAGGCGCAGAACUCAAAGCUCCACUUAAGCAAGAACCUCUCCAAGUAAGAGUUAAAGCAGUCCUUAAGAAAAGGGAGUAUGGAUCAAAGUACACUCAGAAUAAUUUCAUCACUGGAGUCAGAGCAAUAAAUGAGUUCUGCCUUAAAUCCAGUGAUCUAGAACAACUUCGAAAAAUUAGACGACGAAGUCCCCAUGAAGAUACGGAGUCCUUUACUGUGUACUUGAGAUCAGAUGUGGAAGCAAAGUCUUUGGAAGUUUGGGGAAGCCCUGAAGCUCUUGCCAGAGAGAAGAAACUGCGCAAGGAAGCAGAAAUAGAAUAUAGAGAACGGCUGUUUAGAAACCAGAAAAUAUUAAGAGAAUACAGAGAUUUCUUGGGAAACACCAAGCCACGCUCUAGAACGGCAUCAGUGUUCUUUAAGGGACCAGGAAAAGUGGUGAUGGUUGCCAUUUGCAUCAAUGGGUUAAACUGCUUCUUUAAAUUUCUUGCCUGGAUUUAUACGGGUUCAGCAAGUAUGUUCUCAGAAGCUGUUCACUCAUUAUCUGAUACUUGUAAUCAGGGGUUACUAGCAUUGGGCAUCAGUAAGUCUGUUCAAACACCAGAUCCUUCUCAUCCGUAUGGGUUUUCAAAUAUGCGCUAUAUUUCUUCGCUCAUUAGUGGUGUUGGUAUUUUCAUGAUGGGUGCAGGACUGUCAUGGUACCAUGGCGUCAUGGGACUGCUUCACCCUCAGCCGAUGGAAUCCCUUCUAUGGGCAUAUUGUAUUUUAGCAGGAUCAUUGGUAUCUGAAGGAGCAACACUUCUUGUUGCCGUAAAUGAACUUCGUAGGAGUGCUCAGGCCAAAGGAAUGACAUUUUACAAGUAUGUAAUGGAAAGCCGUGAUCCUAGUACCAAUGUUGUAUUAUUGGAAGAUACUGCAGCAGUUUUGGGAGUACUAAUAGCAGCCACUUGCAUGGGUCUUACUUCUAUAACAGGCAAUCCACUGUACGACAGCCUGGGUUCUCUGGGGGUGGGCACCCUGCUGGGCGUGGUCUCAGCCUUCCUCAUCUACACGAACACGGAGGCGCUGCUGGGGCGGUCCAUCCAGCCCGAGCAGGUGCAGCGGCUGACCGAGCUCCUGGAGAACGACCCGUCUGUCAGGGCAAUUCAUGAUGUCAAAGCCACAGAUCUGGGAUUGGGUAAAGUAAGAUUUAAGGCAGAAGUAGAUUUCGAUGGACGAGUUGUUACAAGAUCAUAUUUGGAAAAACAAGAUUUUGAUCAAAUGCUACAAGAAAUUCAAGAAGUGAAAACUCCUGAAGAGCUAGAGACUUUUAUGCUUAAACAUGGAGAAAAUAUUAUUGAUACUUUAGGAGCUGAAGUAGAUAGACUUGAGAAGGAACUGAAAAAACGAAAUCCUGAAAUCCGACAUGUAGAUUUGGAGAUACUCUAGAUUCGAUGGGAUGAGUCACGUGGUGGAGGCCUUGGAAACAAGUGGAGGAAAUACUUUAUGUAAAGAGCAGUUCAACAGGCCACAGAAUGAAAUCUGCUUCUUACAUCUGAGAGACACAUUACAGGUUGAAUCAAUUAGAAAAUCAUGUUUUUAUGCUUCCAUAGGGAAGAGUUUGGUUACUAAAAUUGUUCAUAAUUUCUCAUUUUAGCCUGUCCAUGUGCGUUGUACUUUGCAAUCAUGUUUCCUUUCUUCACGUUGGUAAAAAUAAGUGGCGUCCACACAGGAUUGUGAUUUUUAAUUCUGAUGCCACUGAAGAUUUCACUCCAUCAAAAUGCCAAUUGUGAAUAUUCUGGAUAAAUCUUGGUAUGUGGUUUUUAAACAGCCCAUCCGUUUCAGAGUCUGUCUUUCCUUAUGAAAUGUGGAAAUUAUUUCUGUAUCCCCUGUGAUUCUGACCUGAGUGCUGAGAACACUCUCCUAACCUGGUUAUCCACAAACAUUCAUUCCAGAAAUGGCUUAGUUUACUGAGUUGAAUGUAGGCAUUAUUGUACACUCUUUUAGGUCAUAGGAGUUGCCAUUUUGUAAAAUUUCUUUUUCUUCUUGGCUUUUUUCCCUUAUUUGGUUUACUUUUUCUAAUGUUAGGAGAUAAAAAACAAUCCUAGAUAUUUCCAUGGGCCAGUGUGAUGACUUUUUUUUUUAAACUGGCUUCAGUGCCAUAAUGUUUAUUUACUGGGAGAUAAUACAUUUAUGACCAUGUUAACAUUCUGUAAAAUGGACUAGAAAUAUUUAUAAUUUUUACAGACAGGAUAGCAUUUUAUUUUUAAUUUAUUUAAAAAGAGGCACUACUUAUGUAAAUCUGAACUGUGGGAUAUUUCUUGCUUUAAGAUAGAGACAAGUAAAUCUCUUACACUGAAACUUAUGGUCAUGAUUUUGUAUAACAUAGUCAAUAGUGUGUCUAUGAGUUUGUUGCAGUUACAAGUGGGCAUUUAGCAUGAUAUAUUGGCUGUAACAUAGUAUGUAAGUAAAUAGCUUCCUAAUGACCAUAAGUUACCAAGGUGGAAAAACAUGCAAGUCUCAUAAUUGAAAAUGUAGUGAAAAACUAUACCUGUCUCCAUCAAAACAGCUCAUCUGCACUUUAAAACGUUCAGGUAGCGGUAAACAUUGGCCACGUGAGAAUGACGGCCGGGUGGUCUCUUUGCUGGAGUAAGUGAGUACUUAACAUGUGGACCUAACUACCUGUGUGAGGUAUCGUAAAACUUACUGAGAUGGAAGUUUAUGAAUUAUAGCAAAUUGUAAUGCUGGAAACAAAAAAUAAAUCUUUGAUUAAAGGG
Lemur catta (Ring-tailed lemur) is the source of this 3154-nucleotide messenger RNA. RefSeq names its product solute carrier family 30 member 9 (gene SLC30A9). Lineage: Eukaryota; Metazoa; Chordata; Mammalia; Primates; Lemuridae. The record is from RefSeq and is a predicted model, not a curated record. Gene Ontology annotation, biological process: positive regulation of transcription by RNA polymerase II; transmembrane transport; zinc ion transport. The coding region runs from base 117 to 1826 and encodes 569 amino acids. The transcript has 19 exons. Gene Ontology annotation, cellular component: nucleus; membrane. Gene Ontology annotation, molecular function: monoatomic cation transmembrane transporter activity.